AUGGAAGCUGCAUCGGGUGGAGAACCUCCACCACCGCCGCCGUCAGCACUACCUCAACCGAACUCAUCACCACCACCAACACCAACGCCAACGCCAACACCAAGCCGUUACGAGUCACAAAAGCGACGAGACUGGAACACGUUCCAGCAGUAUCUUCCAAACCACAAACCACCGUUAACACUAGCACGUUGCAGCGGAGCGCACGUGAUUGAGUUUUUGAAAUACCUCGAUCAAUUCGGAAAGACGAAGGUGCACGUGACCGGUUGUCCUUAUUUCGGACACCCUAACCCUCCUUCGCCGUGCGCUUGUCCGCUCAAGCAGGCCUGGGGAAGCCUCGACGCUCUCAUCGGACGUCUCAGAGCCGCUUUCGAGGAAAACGGCGGUAAACAGGAGAGUAAUCCGUUUGGAACUAAAGCGGUUAGGAUUUAUCUCAGAGAGGUUAGAGAAGGUCAAGCUAAAGCUAGAGGAAUCCCUUACGAGAAGAAGAAACGUAAGAGAUCCACUGUUACCACCGCAACUAUUGUAUCAACAGCAGCCGCGGUGAUAACCGGUGAAGCCGGCGCUAUUGACGGUAACACCAAUAGAACAGGAGUUAGUGUCACUGCUGAGAUAGUAUAG
Messenger RNA from Vicia faba (fava bean), 618 nucleotides. The record is from the annotation of a GenBank genome assembly. NCBI's taxonomy places the organism in Eukaryota, Viridiplantae, Streptophyta, Magnoliopsida, Fabales, Fabaceae.